AUGCCAAAGGAAAAAGGGCCUGAAUGGCAACAUGUAAUUUGCGUUAGUGAUGACAGUGAUGACAAACCGGAUAACUUGCCAACCAUUCAAUGUAUAUAUUGUGACAGAAAAUUUGUUGGAGGUGCAUUACGAAUUCGUGGUCAUCUGAUUGGAGAUAAAAAAAUUGGUCUGAAGAAAUGUAGUAAGGUUCCUGACAUUGUUGCCUCCAAAUUUUUGGAAAUUGAAAGCAAGCGCCAAGAAGAUCAGAAGAAAAAACAGCAGCUGGUAAAAGUGGUACAACAACAUUCGGUUUAUAGAGCUCGUCAAGGUGUAUUUGGCCGACCUAUGGCUAUCGCUGCAGCAAAGACGAUGCCUGGCCACAAGUGGUGGAUGUCAUUCGGUGCACAAACACCUGAAUUACAAAAAAUUGCUGUCAGAGUAUUGUCACAGGUCACAUCAGCUGGGUCUUGUGAACGUAACUGGUCAACAUUUGACUUUAUUCACACAAAAAAACGCAACAGACUUGCAUGCAAGACGGUUGAGAAGAUUGUUAAUGUACACUGCAACUUACAGCUAGUAACAAAAAUUGAAGAUAUUAACUAUAUUGACGAGUAUAUCGAUUGGUCAUCUGAUGCUGACAGUGAUGACAAUGUGGACUGA
Helobdella robusta is the source of this 639-nucleotide messenger RNA. RefSeq lists its product as hypothetical. The transcript is spliced from 2 exons. Gene Ontology annotation, molecular function: protein dimerization activity. NCBI's taxonomy places the organism in Eukaryota, Metazoa, Annelida, Clitellata, Rhynchobdellida, Glossiphoniidae. The record is from RefSeq and is a predicted model, not a curated record. The coding region runs from base 1 to 639 and encodes 212 amino acids.